Rotaria sp. Silwood2 is the source of this 501-nucleotide messenger RNA. Lineage: Eukaryota; Metazoa; Rotifera; Eurotatoria; Philodinida; Philodinidae. The record is from the annotation of a GenBank genome assembly.
AUGCCUUCUUAUCUUUUUUUUCCAUUGUUUGAACAAUUUAAACAACUUCGUACAUUAAAUCUUCAUUAUCAUCCUAGAGCUGUUGAUCCGAAACUAAUUCAACGUGCCCUUCAUUCUUUAUUGACAACGACUAUUGAGACAUUGUCAAUCAUAGUUAUCGAUCAACCCAAAACAUUAGCAUUGAAUACAAUCCUAUCGCAAAUUUGGCGUUCGAAAACACUCAAGCGACUUUCGUUGUUUGUAUCAUGUGACAGUGUCGAUUGGAGCAAUUUCCAACCUUCUACUUCUAAUGUCGAAUAUGUGACUAUUUCGGAUAUAGAUUGUACAUAUGAAAAUCUUCAAGCUAUUUUUCGAUCUGCUCCUCAUCUCAAAUACGUUAAUAUUCGAUUGACAUGUUCACCACUUGACGCAUAUGCGUAUUUUCGACGAAAAAAUAUCAAAAAGAUCGUUCCAACACUAAUGGUUAUACUUAAAACUGAUAUUACACUUUCGAGAACAUGA